Molecule: messenger RNA, 2187 nt
Organism: Darwinula stevensoni
Lineage: Eukaryota; Metazoa; Arthropoda; Ostracoda; Podocopida; Darwinulidae
Source: the annotation of a GenBank genome assembly
AUGAAAUCCUGCGUGACUGAGUACCCCAGCAUAGAAAACGCCACCGUGUCAUACGACAGAUGGGACGGGAAAUACCCAGCACCACCUGGUUCCCGCGUCAUCUAUACCUGCCCUCAUUCCUCAAGUUUCAAUGACGGGUCGGACGUCCACAAUGCCACGUGUUCCGUUCGGAUAGAUGACACCUGGGACAGCUCCUUUCACGACAGGCAUGUUCGAUGCCAAGUGUAUCCCGAAUGCCGACUGACGAACAUCGGGAUGGAAUACAUGGGGACGAUGAAUGUGACAAAGACAGGAAAACGAUGCCUAAGAUGGAAUUCCGCUGAGGUGAAGCCGUACAUAGAAAAGGAUGGCCAAAUGUCCAAUUUCUUUGGUGAUAUUCCCUCCGAAAUGAACUUUUGUCGAAAUCCGGAUUUCCACGAGAUGCCCUGGUGCUACGUCGAUAACAACGGCUUGCGGGAGGAUUGUUGGAUUCCCCUUUGUGACGAUCAAAGAACCAAAGAAUGCAAAACAACUGCCUCUGGAAACGACUAUAAAGGCUCAAAGAACUGGACCAUUUUUGGUGCACCGUGCCUUCCAUGGACAAAGGCAAUCGAAAUAAUCAAGAAAUCUGGAGAGGAAAGAUUUCUAAUAUAUUCAAUGCUUGGUAGCCCCAUGGCAGACCACAACUACUGUCGGAGCAAUAUCUUGACUCCAUAUGGUCCAUGGUGCUUUAUUGAAUGGAACAAUAUGUUGGGGAAGGAUUAUUAUUCUGUGAUUCAGGAGGACUGCCAUGUGCGUUCAUGUUUUCGUGAAGAAAUGGAGAAGGCAUCUGAGACAGUGGAAGCAAGCAAGUCGAUUGGAGCAGAGGCAAUGCAGAUAUAUCCGGAAUGCCGAAUGACGACAAUGGGGAAGGAGUACAGAGGUACCCAUAGCCGAACACAAACUGGGAUGAAUUGCACUGACUGGAAGACAGUUUAUUCCCAGCAAGCACAGAAUAUGGGAAACGUUUUCCCCGGAUUUUCUUUAUUUCUUUUCCAUUUGCAAUUGCCGGGGUUCGAAAAGCAGAGUGCCGCGAACAGAGAGUACCUCACCGAAUUCAUUUUUAAGCAGGACCUCAAUUAUUGCCGGAAUCCAACGUCAGCCGAGCAGCCAUGGUGCUUUGUUUCCUCUUACGGGCUAUGGGAAUUCUGCGACAUCCCAUUCUGUCCCGGCAGCAAAGGUCUGCGAUCCUUUGGUCUCCGAGGAUACUAUGCUAGAGAGAAACCCGUGGAAUGCAGACUGACUGAAGAGGGAUUGGAGUAUGCAGGGUUCAAGAACCUGGAUGCAGGUGGCAGGAAGUGUCAACCCUGGUUGACGUCCAACGCAAAACGUUUCCAGCUCCUGAACUUCCUCGCUUUCCCUGACGAACGUAUAGACUAUAGUUUCAACUAUUGUCGCAAUCCUGACCCUAACAAUGAAAGUCUCUGGUGCUUCAUUGAAGGAGAAGAAACUUUGAAAGGUCGGGGUCAGUGCAAUGUCCCAUUCUGCUAUCAAGUGUAUGAGCGUUCCGCUCUGGAAGGUAAACCGGCGCAAGGAUACCCGGAAUGUUUGCAGACCAAGAUGGGGAAGGAAUACGUGGGGACGACGAGGAAGACGAUAUCUGGGAAGCCCUGCCUCCGAUGGGACGCUAAGCCCUACGGAAAGCCUGAGGAUUUCGACCCGAAAUUAUCCUACGAUGAUCAUUUCCGAUUUGGCAAUGCCGCAUUGCAUCAAGACUUCUGCAGGAACCCGACGUUGAAGAAGCAACCCUGGUGUUUCGUCGCCGAUCCUGAGAAGAAAUUGGAAUUCUGCAAUAUCCCCCUCUGCCCCAACUACCCCAACAAGACGGAAUGCAAAUGGACGCACAAGGGAGAGGAAUACGCAGGGACUCUCAACGUGACGGUGUCUGGGCGUUCGUGUUUGCCUUGGAGCGACUCUGGAUUACGGGAACAAUUUUGGCCGAGGUUCCCAGAAGACGUGAGCAGCGAGGAUCACAACUUCUGUCGCAAUCCAACAGGGAGAAAGGACCUGGCCUAUUGUUUGAUUUAUUGGAGGGCUAUUUUCGGGCACAACUACCAAGACGAUGGAGUGAAUGCACGCAUCGAAGAAAAACUUGUCAUACCUGAAUUCAACGUCCUUCUGGGAAAAUUUUCACUAAUAUGUAUCAUUGGCGUUCUUCAAGUGACCUGA